Molecule: messenger RNA, 1737 nt
Organism: Sphaerulina musiva SO2202
Lineage: Eukaryota; Fungi; Ascomycota; Dothideomycetes; Mycosphaerellales; Mycosphaerellaceae
Exons: 2
Coding region: 1-939 (312 amino acids)
Source: RefSeq, a predicted model, not a curated record
AUGAGCGACCUCGCAGCCCUCGAAGAUGAGCUGGCUCAGGCGCUCGAGUUUGUCGCCACCUGCAAGGAGGCACUUGAGAUUGACCCGGAUGACCAAGAUGUCAAGACCGACAUGCUCUCCUUUGAGCAGCAGAUUCCCCUUCUGAAGUCCCAGAUUGCUGCUCUCAAGGCGAAAUCUGCACCUGCCCUCGAUGCCGUUGCCGGAUCCCCCAAGUACGAUAUGAGCAAACACCCCAAGUACCACACACCAGGAGGAGACACGCGCGACGUGGCGGGGGACCUUGCGGGAAAAUCGGAAGAACAUCGCGUAUCAUUCAACGUGGGAGAUGUCGUGCAGGCGAAAUACUCGGCCGACAAGUCCUGGUAUCCCGCCACCAUCGUCAGCAAGACUGGUAGUUCCUCCGAUCCCGUCUACACUGUCAACUUCAAGGGCUACGAUGAGAAAGAGCAGAAGCGAAAGCAUGAGGUGCGCCCGGCGGAGAACAAGAAGCGCAAGGCUGAAGGCGACGCGGGAGCCUCCAAUGGUGCGAAGAAGGCGGCUGCUGCUGCUGCUGCUGCUGUCCCACCACCACCGCCACCUCCCGCUCCUGUCCACGAUGGAACAGUCAUCAGCGGUGCCCCAUCAAUCGACGCCUCGCUCGUCAAGAAGUACGAACCGAGCAAGGUCAGCGAUGGCCCCACCCGCAUGGCACCCGCCCCGAAGAAGCUGAAGGGCAACAAGACGUUGGAGAAGUCGAAGAAUAGCUGGAAUGACUGGCAAAAGUCGGGUCCCAAGAAGCCUGCCAUUGGAGGCGCCUCCAAGCUGAAGAAGGACAGUCAGUUCCGCACACCAGAUCUGCCCAACGCAAAAGUCGGCUUCACGGGUUCCGGCAAGCCCAUGUCCAAGGACCAAGUCCGUGCAAAGUGGAAUUUCGCGCGCGACGACGCCCCGGACGAGUGAAGAAGCACCCAUCACAUUCCGAAUCAGUAAGUUGUCUUGCGCGCUCAACCGAGCCAUGUCUAGCAAGUGGCAGCAAGCGCAACCGAUGCGGCACAUAGAUGAGUUGAAGUCCGAGGUCUGCGAUGCAUUACCGAAGUAUGAGCCAAGGGCGUGACGGGCAUGAGGCCGUCACAAGUUGAGCACGCCAAGGAACAUUGGGGCCAUGGCGUGGGCCUUGUGGUAGUCAUGUGGAAUGGGUGUGGGCGCUGUGCUGUUCAUCAUGGAUGGAGAAGGCUCUCCGAAAGGGCCACGAGAAGUAUCCCUCCCACUGCAGAAUGGCAUACUUGCUAAGAUGAUCACCAGUCAGACCCAAAAUGAUAGGCUCAAAAUGGCGCGAUAUGAUGAGCCAUUCGUUUUUCCAUGACAAACAUGUACCCCCUUCACGCCCUGCUGUCUCGGUCAUGUCACUGAUUGUGGUCCUUUUCUAGUCUCGAUGGAUGCCGAUAGCACCAAUCCCCGAGAGGUACUCCUACUCGAACUGUGCACCUAAAGACUGCUUCAGAUUAGCGUGACUGCUUGGUGCCUAUUUUUCUCUCGUGGUCGGCAAGUAUAGAUGAUGUUAGUCGUGACCUAUCGCCACUACUACUACUCCUACUACCAUCUACACUUUUCUCAACCUCGGAUUCGCAAUCUCCCCUUGGAUCAACCCCACUAUGGACGCAUGCACAAACGGUUUCUCCAUGCUCUGAUAGCUGAUUUCCACCUCGGUCGUCACCGUAAUUACCCCAUCCACCUCCCUGACAUCACCAUCACACCAAC